This is a messenger RNA of Hemiscyllium ocellatum (epaulette shark), 5235 nucleotides long. RefSeq names its product furin-like. Lineage: Eukaryota; Metazoa; Chordata; Chondrichthyes; Orectolobiformes; Hemiscylliidae. The transcript has 15 exons. Bases 519 to 2891 code for a protein of 790 amino acids. Gene Ontology annotation, molecular function: serine-type endopeptidase activity. Gene Ontology annotation, biological process: peptide hormone processing. Gene Ontology annotation, cellular component: Golgi membrane; trans-Golgi network. The record is from RefSeq and is a predicted model, not a curated record.
GGGGGGUUUGUUCGCUCGGAGCUGAGGGCGGGACCAGAGGCUGUCCGUGUGCCCGCUCCCCGGUGCCGUCUCUCACACACACACACAGAGAGCACCCUGUCGCCUCAUCAUGGACACCCGGCACCGCCGCUGAGGGCCCGCUGUCCGACACUGACCCACCGCUGGCUCAUUUAAAAGAAAAUAUUUUCUCUCAAGACGUCCCUCUCCACCGAGUGACCGGUCCGUCAGGAGCGGGAGGAGGACCGGGCGAAGGAGACGGCCAUUCGACUUAACCCCCCCCCUCUCCAUCCCGUCACCGGGGGCCGGUCUCCCCUCACCCCCCCCCCCCCUCCCCCCCGGGACUGAGUGAGGGAAGGGGUGUGUGUCUGCAAACCACCCCCGGAGGAGACCGAGCUCCUGGGAGGACCCCCCCACCCCCGAGGAGAAGGCACUGGCCGGAGUGUGAGAGCGACGACCACCCCCCCCCCCCCCACCUCCUCCUCCGCCUGACCCCUGGACUGUGAACCCGGGCCUCGGGGAUGGAGUGGGGGCUGAAGGCCGUCCUGUCGUCCUGGACCCUCAUCGCGCUGUGCUCGGCUUCCCCGACCCCGCCGAAAGUUUACACCAACAGCUGGGCGGUGCAGAUCCCCGGCGGGCAGCAGGAGGCCUCCAGGGUGGCCAGGGAGCACGGCUUCAUCAACCUGGGACAGAUUUUUGAUGAUUAUUAUCAUUUUCGGCAUAUGGGCGUGACGAAACGAUCAUUGACUCAACAUGUGCAUCAUCAGAAUAAACUGCGACAGGAUCCUCAGGUCACAUGGCUGGAACAGCAAGUAAUUAAGAAAAGGAAAAAGAGAGACAUUUACAUUGAACCAAAUGACCCCAAAUUCCCAAUCCAAUGGUAUCUGCAUAACACGGAUCAUCGUGACUUAAAUGUAAAAGAAGCCUGGAAGCAGGGUUAUACAGGAAAGGGUGUUGUAGUUUCUAUUCUGGAUGACGGAAUUGAGAAGAAUCAUCCAGACCUAUCAGCUAAUUAUGAUCCAGGUGCCAGUUACGACGUAAAUGAGAAUGAUCCUGAUCCUCAGCCCCGUUACACCCAGCUGAAUGAUAAUCGACAUGGAACACGGUGUGCUGGCGAGGUGGCAGCUGUAGCCAACAAUGGGAUUUGUGGUGUGGGUGUGGCAUAUAAUGCCAGAAUCGGGGGUGUGCGGAUGCUAGAUGGAGAGGUGACUGAUGCUGUGGAAGCUAGGUCCCUUAGUAUGUACCCUCAACAUAUUGAUAUCUACAGUGCUAGUUGGGGUCCAGAGGAUGAUGGAAAGACAGUGGAUGGUCCUGCUAAAUUAGCACAGGCAGCGUUUUUUAAAGGCAUUUCACAGGGACGUGGUCGUCUUGGCUCGAUAUUUGUGUGGGCUUCUGGGAAUGGUGGCCGGGAACAUGACAGCUGUAACUGUGAUGGAUAUACAAAUAGUAUCUACACCCUUUCAAUCAGCAGUACAACUCAGAAUGGGAAUGUACCUUGGUACAGCGAGGCAUGCUCUUCAACACUUGCCACUACAUACAGUAGUGGAGGUCAAUUUGAAAAACAGAUCGUUACCACUGAUCUCAGACAGAAAUGUACAGAAUCGCAUACUGGAACUUCUGCAUCUGCUCCCCUUGCUGCCGGAAUCAUUGCCCUUGCACUGGAAGCAAAUAAAAAUCUGACAUGGCGGGAUAUGCAACACCUUGUGGUACGGACAUCCAAACCUUCCCAUCUGUCAACAGAUGAUUGGAUUAUCAAUGGCGUUGGCCGCAAAGUCAGUCACUCCUAUGGAUAUGGGCUGUUGGACGCUGGAGCAAUGGUUGCACUAGCUAAGGACUGGACAAACGUUGGAGAUCAACGGAAAUGUGUCAUUGUUAUCAUAUCUGAGCCAAAGGAUAUUGGUAACCUUCGAUUGGAGAUUCGAAAAAGGGUUGAUGCAUGCCUUGGAAGUUCAAAUUUUAUCCACUCCUUAGAGCAUGUGCAGGCAAGGAUUACACUAUCAUAUAACCAGCGUGGAGACUUGGCUAUAUUUCUCACCAGUCCUAUGGGGACGAGGUCAACUCUGUUGGCACCAAGAGAGCAUGACUACUCAUCUGAGGGAUUUACUGACUGGGCAUUCAUGACCACUCAUUCAUGGGAUGAAAACCCCUCAGGAGAAUGGGUUCUGGAAAUAGAAAAUACUUCUGGUGCAAAUAAUUUUGGUACUCUGAGACAAUUUACGCUGGUUCUUUAUGGGACAGCACCAACUAACAACAGCCAGCAGAAAUCGACCAACAUUACACUACCUGCCAACUGCAAAACACUGAACUCUCAGCAAGUGUGUGCAGAAUGUGAAGGUGAAUAUUUUCUACAUCAGCAAGGCUGCGUGGAAAAGUGUCCACCAGGCUUUUAUAAAGGAUUGGUUGACAGUGUCUUGGACAACAAUGUUGAAUUUCCAGAAGUUUUGGCCUGCCUUCCUUGUCAUGCUUCUUGCCGCACAUGCAAUGGGAUUACAGCCAAUCGCUGCCUCUCUUGCCUCCCUCAUUCACACUACAAUGAAGUUGAGUUGAGCUGUUCACCCCAAAUGCAAGUCAGCAGGGAAUCUCCCUUGGAAAAUGAGGAAGUAGUUGAACCACUCACUGAAUCUCAAGCACCUAUAUGGUUUGCUUUUACCAUCUGUGCCUUCAUUAUAAUGGUAUUUUUUAUAAUAUUCAUAGUUCUUCAGGUCAGGUCAGGAUUCCAGUUCAGCAAAGUGAAAGUCUACACUCUACAAAACGGGAAAGGGAUUAUAUCUUACAAAGGAAUUUCUGACAUGUGGAAAGAUGGUGAUUUAUCUGAAUCGGAUUGUGAAGAAUUUGAUGUUGAGGGCCAAAGUGAAAGAACAGCAUUUAUAAAGAAAAUACAAAGUGUCCUCUAGUAUUCCUCUUUCAGUUGAUCCCUCCCAUUACUGAUGAAGGACUUCAGUGAAAAGUGUCUUAAGGUUACAAGAAAUCCACAUCUGUUUUUAUAUGGAAUGUGGGUGCUUGAAAUAAUGUUGGACAUGAUCUCUCAAAGCUAAACUGUUAAUACUGGAAAUUGGACAUUUUUCACAGCUCUUAACUGAGGUAGGUUGGUGUCUUUAGUUCCCAGCAAAAUGUGGUCAGGGCCAUAGAAUGGUAGAAUGGAAUGGAUUAUUUUUAAUUCAGUAUUGUGUGAUAGAUAAUUAUACAAAUUUUAAGACUCCCAAAAUUGACCACAGCACUAUACCUGGAUAAUUUGAAGUCAAUUAAUUUUGAGGAAUUUGAAAUUACUAUUUAGACUUUCAGCAAAGUAUUUCACAACAUGAUCAAAGGGGCCAGAAGUGACUUUUGAGUUGUAGAAACUGAGUUUGUUUCAAGGAUUUUUUUUGCACUUUAAUUUUUUUAAAAUUUAAUUUCAUCCCUUAAAAUGCUCACUGAAGUGUAACUGAAGUUUGUAUUUGUUUAAAAUCUCAAUGAAAUCCCUCUGGCUUAUUAGGUCACUCACCACCUCUGGUGGUUGUUUGAGGUAUUCUGACCUGUAAGGUCUCCAAUCGAACUCCAAUCUGAGCUCAAUUAGGGUACUCUAUUUAUGGUUGUGUACCCUUGGGGGCUGUGGGUGGAAGGAGGGAAGGAAAGUAAUAGUGUUUUCCAAUGCUAAGAACAUACAUGUGGAUGUCUGACUGAGGUACAGGCUUGAUGAGCUCAAAAACUGAUCAACUUGAUAAUCCUUCCUGUCAGAGCUGAGAUAUGAAGCUUGGCACUUAAGCAAGGUGUCAACAGCCGAACGGUUCUAGAAAGUGACAGUGACAAUCAGCAGCUUUAAGAAGGGAAGUUUAAAAAAAUGUAAAACUUGUUUAUCAGCAGGAAAGUCACCUUUUAGAGGAAAUUAGGCACUAGCCAUUCUGGGGUAAAGAAAAUAAGUUGAAGACAAACCAUGAAAGUUUUGUUUGCAUAAUCUAAACCAUUCAUUUGUACCUGGAGAACUGAUGGUGCAUGUACUAACAUGUAUAACCUUGGACUCAAAUUGAAGCUAGAGUCUUUGCCUGCUGUCAGGAUUGAUUCUAGUGACUAGUUCUGAAUAUCAAAGGCCUAAGGAACAUGCGUGAACUAAAUGGGCAUCUCACCUGAAUGACUUGUAGGGAAAAUGGAAAAAUAUUAUUCUAAUGUAGUGGGAGGUGCCUUUGAGGUUAGUGCUAAAGUACAGUAUUUAGCCAAGGAAGAAAGAUAUUGCAACAAGUUACUGAUUUCGUAAAAUAUUUAAUUUACGAGCAAUAACACCACUUGGGGACAAAAGCCCCUAAGUCGUAUAAAUAUUUAUUGCACAUCACAUUACUUACUGAAGUGUUGAUUUGAAUCACCUCGGUAGCACUUUGUAUUGUUGCCAGAACUCUUGCUCCUAUUUAAUACAGCAUUAUUUUAAAAUUGUCUUCCAGUUAUUUUAAUUAAAGUAUUUUACUAUGAACAUACUGUAUGUGUUGCUUGGAGAAGUCUGAUCUGAGGAACUGUCACAGUUCCUAUAAAACAGCAAAUAGGGCAGGUUGAAACUGGGCAUUAAAUGUGACUUUAAUCUAAAGAUUCAUUUUCUUAAAGCAGGGGUGUCAUCUGUAGUAAGAAUUCUAAGUUUGGCUUUUUGGAUUUGAAGAUACAAAUGUGUUAUUUUGUUGAACUGUUGUUAAAAUUUAAAGGAGUAUUAUUUAGAUACCGGUUGCAUUUUUAUUAAAAUGAAAAGAUAAAUGGGUACCAAUAAGUUAUCUCUGGCACCUGAGCUAUAAUCCAGCCAAACCGGUCCAGUGGGAGUUCUGUCUGUACUUGUGAUGUCCUUAUUUGAAAUGUCUGGGAAUUCUCCAUUUUAAUUCCAAGAGGUGUGGACCCAUCGCACAAAGUGCCCUUAAUUUGGUGAUAAUUCUGCAAUAUCUUUCAAGGGUGGUAGGUGUGGAAAAUGCUACUGAUGUCUGGUCCUCCAACAGUCACAAAGCAAACCUUUGGACAGAGUCUGCUCUCAUCGGUUUUAUAGUCUGUACCCUCUGAUCAAUGUUGCUACCUCCUUAGUUAAACUUUGGACACUUAAAUUUCAGUUUUUCCCUUUUACCAUUGAUGCCUCCUGACCUGAGAUGGUGUGUUGUGCUGAAAAUUCUGGAUAUUAGCUGUGAAAAAUGUUUACCUUCUCUGCUUUUUGACUGUAUAAACGAAAAAAAAAACAAUGAGCACAAAACAUUGAGAUGGGUGGGAAGUCUUUCCCUUCAAGGUGGGGGGGGGGGGGGG